AUGACGAAAAUCUGGUUCAUCACUGGGUCCUCCCGCGGUCUCGGCCUCGCCAUCGCCGAAGCCGCUCUCAAUAACGGAGACUCUGUUAUUGCUACCGCUCGCAAGCCAGAACAGCUUGCUGAUCUGGUCAAGAAAUUUGGCAACGAGCGCGUUCUCCCAGUCGCUCUCGACGUAACCGACAACAACCAAGUCAUCCAGGCCGUCAAGUUUGGACAUGAGAAAUUCGGCCGAAUCGACGUCGUGGUCAACAAUGCAGGAUACGCCAAUACUGCAGCCAUCGAGGACAUUGAUGUCGAGGACUUCCGCGCUCAGGUUAACGCCAACCUCAUGGGCGUAGUCUACGUUUCCAAGGCCGUGCUCCCAAUUCUUCGUGCACAGAAGUCAGGCCAUAUCUUCCAAGUCUCCUCGAUUGGGGGCCGUAUCGGUGCUCCAGGUCUUUCGGUCUAUCAGAGUGCUAAAUGGGCCGUCGGUGGAUUCUCCACGGUUUUGUCUCAGGAGGUGGCUCCCUUUGACAUCAAAAUCACUGUUCUCGAGCCUGGCGGUAUCAGGACCGAUUGGGCUGGCUCAUCUAUGAAGAUCCCCCCAGUGAGCGAGCCCUACCAGACGACGGUGGGUGCAUUUGCCGAGUUCCUUCGUAAGACAUCUGGAAACGAAGUUUCUAUCCCGAGCAAGAUUGCAGAUAUUGUGCUUCAGCUCUUGGAUGAAAAUGAGCCUCCUUUGCGUCUUGUUAUUGGUUCCGAUGCGGUUGAAUAUGCUAGGAAGGCUACAGACGCACUCAGUGCAUCUGACCAGAAAUGGUGCGAGCUGAGCAUCUCUUCAUCCUAA
Messenger RNA from Penicillium atrosanguineum, 825 nucleotides. RefSeq lists its product as uncharacterized. NCBI's taxonomy places the organism in Eukaryota, Fungi, Ascomycota, Eurotiomycetes, Eurotiales, Aspergillaceae. The transcript has a single exon. The coding region runs from base 1 to 825 and encodes 274 amino acids. The record is from RefSeq and is a predicted model, not a curated record.